Molecule: messenger RNA, 366 nt
Organism: Blastomyces gilchristii SLH14081
Lineage: Eukaryota; Fungi; Ascomycota; Eurotiomycetes; Onygenales; Ajellomycetaceae
Exons: 1
Coding region: 1-366 (121 amino acids)
Source: RefSeq, a predicted model, not a curated record
AUGCGGCCUUCCAAUAUCAUCGAGCUUCUUGUGCUUCGGACCUGGAACCCAUCGCUUUCCUGGCCACCAGAUAAGCCAAAUUUCCUUCGACAACUUGGUCUCUUCGACACAUGGGAAGGUAUCUGUCUGGUAGACGAUGUACAGUUUCCUUAUGACACAUAUAUUCCUCCCUAUUUUGUCGAAAAUGAUGUACUUGGGAGACUCAAACAGUGUGGAUCGAGUUCCGAUAUUAUCGAAGCAUGGAAGGUAUACCGAGAUGAAGCAUGGAUAAAGGAUGCCAGAGGUAAGGUUCUGUAUUGGAGUGAAGAUCAAGGCUGGAUUAUCAAGCGCAUCAUGACUACGCUAGGGGAAAUCAGGGGUGAGUGA